AUGGGUCUCCUCGGCAAGUUCAGCCGCAAGAAGAAGCAGGAGCCCGGCGCAAACGAGCCCCACAACGCCAUCGCCUCGGCGCCCGCAGAGCCCAAGCAGGCAGAGGCCCAGGAGCAGCACGCCGAGGCACAGGAGCAGCACGCCGUCAACGAGGCCACCGGUGCCUCGGCUGAGCCCGCCUUUGACCCCAAGAAGGUCACCGUCGUCUUUGUCCUCGGCGGGCCCGGCGCCGGCAAGGGCACCCAGUGCGAGCGCCUCGUCAGGGACUAUGGAUUCGUCCACCUCAGCGCUGGCGACCUCCUCCGCGCCGAGCAGCAGCGCGAGGGCUCCCAGUACGGCGCCAUGAUCGCCGACUACAUCAAGGAAGGCAAGAUUGUGCCGAUGGAGGUGACGGUGGCGCUGCUGCAGAACGCCAUCGGCGAGGCGCUCGCCAAGCAGGGCGCUACGGCCGCCGGCCACUCUGUGCCCGACGAGCACAAGGACAAGUGGGUCGAUGGCAAGGGACGCUUCCUCGUCGACGGCUUCCCGCGCAAGAUGGACCAGGCCAUCAAGUUUGACGAGACCGUGUGCCCCUCGCGCUUUGUCCUCUUCCUGCACUGCACCGAGGCCGUCAUGCUCGAGCGCCUCCUCGAGCGCGGCAAGACGAGCGGCCGCGCCGACGACAACGUCGAGUCGAUCAAGAAGCGCUUCCAGACGUUUGUCGACACCUCGAUGCCCGUCGUCGAGCACUACCGCCAGCAGGACCGCGUCGUCGAGGUCGACUCGAUUGCCAGCGUCGACGACGUCUACGCCCAGAUCAAAAAGGCCAUGGACGAGACGUUUGCCAAGCUCGGCAACUGA
Messenger RNA from Pseudozyma flocculosa PF-1, 840 nucleotides. RefSeq lists its product as uncharacterized. The record is from RefSeq and is a predicted model, not a curated record. Gene Ontology annotation, biological process: CDP biosynthetic process; UDP biosynthetic process; 'de novo' pyrimidine nucleobase biosynthetic process. The transcript is spliced from 2 exons. Gene Ontology annotation, molecular function: ATP binding; UMP kinase activity. Gene Ontology annotation, cellular component: nucleus; cytoplasm. NCBI's taxonomy places the organism in Eukaryota, Fungi, Basidiomycota, Ustilaginomycetes, Ustilaginales, Ustilaginaceae. The coding region runs from base 1 to 840 and encodes 279 amino acids.